UUUGGUUUAUUGACGAAAUAUUGCACUUCUGGUCAGGAUGGGUAAAUAAGCUAUUAACGUUCACAAAUAAAGUACUUAUGAAGGCGCACAGACUGGCGUUGUAAGGGUUUGAUUUACAAAGGACGUCAAGAAGACAACAGAACAUAAAUGUCAAACAAAGUGAUAGGCCAAUGUCGUGCAUAUCAUGAAUUUUAAGUUAUGUAAAUUUAAAAUCGUCGUGUGAAAACCACAAGCAUUACAAGCGAAUUCAGCUGUGAGGACGGCGAGGCGGAGGAACUGCCCUAAAUCAUUUCUGUCAGUGAGAUCAGAGGCAACUAGAAGAGCAAGCAGUCGGCAUAGUCAUGCUUUCUUGAGCGAUUUCCUAGUUCAGGUUUACUUCCCUUCGUCAAAUAACCCAUUUUUCCAUCACGUAAAAAACGGACAUGGCUAGGUUGCCAUUAAAGCUGCUGUUGUUUACGACAUUUGUUACCGUUGCUGCCAGUGGAUCAAGCGCUUGUCCAGUAGCGUGCAACUGUACGACGACAAACUUCAAAAACGUCUCCGUCGACUGCCGCGGCCAUAGUCUUUUCGAGAUCCCAAGCGAGCUUCCAGACAACACAACAAGCUUAGACCUACGAUCUAAUCCUGUAAAAUGUGACUGCCAAUUCUACCAUCGCUGGAAAAAACUCAGAACGAAAGGAAUUGCCUUACAAGGGAAAUGCAACACUACACGAGAGCAAGAUGGACCAGACUUUAAGGAUCUCACGAAUGAUUAUUUCAAGUGUGUCGUAGAAAGUGUCGAGACCUCGUCACUCCCGGCCGUCACUGUCUCAAUAACGCCAUCAAAAACAAGAUUUGCCACAAAAUCAUCUUUCAGUCAAGAUGUAAAGAAGCUUGAUCAGUUGGAAUUCUCUCCGACAAGUUCCAUUGUUAAGCCUUCUGCUGUUACCACCACACCUGGAAAAGUUGGGAAAAGUUCUUCUUCCAUCAUCAAGACUGGCAAACUACAACCAACACAUGCCAAGCCAAGUGCGACUUCGUCGCCAACUCGUUUAGUCACUAGUGGCUCGGUCCCUGUAACAACUCAACCCACGACACAAGAACCUCCGACGGUCAGAUUUGAAGACCCGGGAAAGGUGACUCUUGGUGAGACAGUUCAAGUCAAAUGUAUUGCCACAGGCAACCCACCUCCAGAAGUUCAACUGAAGUUCAAUGACCAGCUUGCUCAGGACGCCGAUGGUGUGAAAGUGAAAUCAGAUGGGUCAGAAAUAACAAUCGAAUUCAAAGCUAAGAUAAAUUCAACAAUUCUCUGUGAGGCAGAGAACGGCCUUGGACGAGAUAAACGCAAAAUGAAGAUUUCCGUAGAUCAAACUGGAGCAAAGUAUAUCCUGUUCAGAGUGAAGUUAACAAAUCAAGAAUUUAACGCUAAUAUGAACAACAAGGAUUCAAAGGAAUUCCAAGAUCUGGCCCGGAGAAUUAAGUCAGAAGUACAGUCAGCGAUGAACGAUGUUCCAAGGUUCCUUGGCGCUAACUUAAUGAGGCUUUGGCCAGUAUCAGUAAAAGCAGAUAUUUUGAUAAAAACAUUCCAAGACACAGGCAGCUCUGUAGAAAGAGCGCUGAAGGAAGAAGUCAAAGAUGCAAAACUUGGGAAUAUAGCCGUGGACCGCUACUUAUACUCAAUUGAGCAGAGUCAAGCGUGCCCUUCUGUGUUCGAGAAUGUUACGUGGGAUGACAUGGUUAACGGAGAUUUUGACCUACAGCCUUGUCCCAGAGGAGCUAGAGGUUUUGCCAAACGAAAUUGUUCAGCGGCGGGAUACUGGUACUACCCUGACUACACCAACUGUAAAAGUGACGGCUUUGACUCUCUCAGAGAUCAGUUCAAACAGUACUCAGCUGAUACUUCUAACAAAGGCGACACGGAGAAGAAUAUCCUAACAGGCUUGCAACAACUCUUAACCCUCUUAAAACCACACGAAGAUUUCGCAGUGCUGGCAGGAGACGCUGAUACAAGCGCGGAAAUGUUAGAAACUGUUGUAAAUUAUCUAACAAAAGAGAAUAAAGAUAUUGCUCACAGUGAAGCUGAAAUAAAGCAUGUCAUCGACGUGGCGAACCAUGUUCUUCACUGGCAUAACGAGCAAGAAUUAAUCAUGGCUCAAAAGUUUUUACAGACCGCAUCAAAAUUCAUCGGAGUUCUUGAGAAAUAUGGCCUUCAGGCUGCGAAGGUGGUUUCAUUUGGAGAAGAUAGAAAUCUAGCAAUAUUGAUAACUGAGCAUGUUGUUAUGGGUGCUGGAGUUGCCGAUCCUGAAGGAAUCUCAGAAGAUGUUAUUUUUCCAAACUACAAGUGGCCAGAGUUAGGAAUGAUCAAACAGCAAUGGAACAUAACAACGUUUGUGGUACUAAGUCAACAAAUGCUUAAAACCAUAAAAGUCGAUGAUGGAAUACGAAUUGCGGGAUUUCUAUUCAAAACUCUGACAAGAGUUCUUUCUUUUGAAAGUGCGUUCAGUGACGAAGGUCAGGCGUUUGAAAUCAACUCUGCUGUAAUUUCUGCCGCUACGGACCCAACACCGGCGGAAAAACUCACCGAGCCUGUCAUUAUUGCCUCUAGUAACUUGGAAGAAGUUAAUCUUGACGGUGCCGAACCGAUUUGUGCAUUUUGGGAUUUUAAUAUGAAUGCACCUCACGGAGGUUGGUCUGAUGAGGGUUGUAAUACUUCGUCAUACAACCGUAUGCGGACAACUUGCCAGUGCGAUCACAUGACCAAUUUCGCAGUGUUAAGGAAAAAACUUCUGCCCGCCUCGUUCCAAAGGGGAUUUACUGCAAUUAGUGACUUCAUCCAUUGGAUUUACAUCGCUUGUUGGAUUAUAAUCGCGUUUGCGGCGAUAACGUUUUUGACCCUCCUAGUUUUAAGCCCCUGGCUAAAGCCUGACCGUACAUGGGCAAUGCAUAUGUGUGUCUGCGCUUCUGUGAUUGUAACCUUCGUAUUACUCCUACUUGGCCUUGCAUCUUACAAUGACGUGGGACUGUGUAACCUCUUCUCCUUCUUGGUUCAUUAUUUUUACCUGUGCACAUUUUCUUGGAUUCUUGCUGAAAGUGUUUACAUGAGAACCUGGGAUACGAACUACGGGCCAAAGAAGAAAUACUGGAUUGGAUACUUCCUUCUCGGCUGGGGUUUGCCUGGUAUUCCGAUGCUUAUCACGUGGUUUAUGACUAAGAUGGCCGGCUUUGAGAGCUUCCUUUCGUGCUGGUUGUCAAUAUAUCCUAACCCUAACCCUCUAGUAUGGGUUUUCUUUGCACCAGCUUUAGUGUUCUUCCUGGUGAGCUGUUUUAUUUUGGUAAGAGUGUGGAGAGCUGUGACUGGAUUACGGAGACAAAGGCUAAAAGCAGAUUAUCCAAAAACACGAUUCAGAGUCCAUGUACGCUAUUGUAUCAUUCUGAUGAUCAUGUUCCUAAUUACUUGGUUGGUCGGCAUUCUUCUGAUCCAAUUUUAUUGGAAAGCGUUGUUAUGUAUUCUGUUCAUCAUUUGCUGUAUCAUUACGGGAUUGAUGAUACUGUUAUUUUACGUGGUCAUGGACCGCCAGGUCCGCGAUGCCUUUAGACAAUGCUGUUGUUACUGCAAACGAGGUCGACAAGGGAGCUACCGGGUUCAAGGAGAAGACGUUGGGAUUCGAAAGCAACAAGAGCAGUGCGAGUAUCGAGAGCCAGACACGGAACGUUUAGUUGUUGACGUGCCAGAAGAACAACCAGACCAUGAAAAUGACACUGCACGAAAAAAUGAAGAAAAGAAACGCGAGCACGAAGAACCGCUUUUGAGACAGAAAGUCAGGACUGAAUUGAAGAAAGAGCCCUUGUUGGAAUCUUCCGAAGAGAGCUUUGAUCCAUUGUAUGAGAGCGUUGAGCGGUCUAUUAGAGUUGACGUUCGGCCAGUCCAGCCCAAAGAGCUGCCAGAAACAGAGCCUGUAUAUGCUAAGGUCGAUUUAAGUAAGAAGCAAAAACCUCUCAGGCAUCCUGAAUCAGAUAGCGACGAUGACGAUUUAACUCCAGAAGAAAGGGAAGCACGAGGAAUUCGAGGAUUGACACGAGAGCAAGUAAUCCGCAUGGCGAAAAAAUCAGACGCCUCGAGGAAAGUCCUUAGGGAUUACGAAAGUCCUACAGGAAGCACCGAGGUCCUGGACCCGAAUCGGCCAGUUUACUUGUUAAAUCAGCAGGAACUUGAUGAAGAACUCAAACAAUUUCGAUUAUUCUUUGCGCAAAACCCAUCAGCUUUAUCAAGCGCACAAAGAACGGAAGAAACCGAAGCCAGCAGCAGUGUUUUCAGGAAGGAGACAUCCACCUCAGUGUCAAAAUCCCAAUUUUCGUCCUUUUCAUCGGUAAAAGAAGAAAGAAGUCUCUUACAGCGAGGAUAUGACAACAAAGAGAGUACUACAAAUUCAACCACUAAAACAGUCAUGAGUCAAGAGAAUCGUGAAGUAAAAACCAGUGUGAACGUCAAACAGACAUCUGCACUGAAAAAGGGGGCCACGGCAGCACUGAUUUUAGAGGAAACAGCGAUUGAUUCUUCCUUAGAAGAAUUGGACAGAAGGAAUGAGGAGAACAAUAAAACUGACCUGUUAAGCAAACCUACAGCUGUGAGUGGCAAUGAUGCUGACAACCUACGUUCAAGUUUGUUGAGUUACUUUACUUCACAAUAUCAGCAGGGUGAUACGACAGGGGACAACUGGCGUGAAUUAUAUGAAGCACUCAAAGAGUGAAUUUGUAAGAUUGUACACCGUUUUAGAAUUAAGUACUUAGUAGAAUUAGAUAUUAAACGAGCUAAAAAUGCCAAACGCUAAACAGUUUGUGUAUAAUGAGAAUUGUUAUUUCCCUGUUAAAAUCGACAGUCGCUGUGGCUUAAUUACAGGAAAAUUUGUAACAGUAACACAACAUGGGAAAGUGUAGUGACUCUGAUGAUGACUUCCAUACAGGUUGUCGAAACGUCAGUCACCAUCACAGUCAAUAGUCCUUCUCAGGACUACACUCACCCGGACGAUUGCAUUACACUUUCCCAUGUUACCCCCGGGUUCAACCAUUUACUAUGCAACUUGCUCAAUUACUUUUUUCUGGAAUUUCAAGACCUCACUUUUUAUGACAAACUUUUGUACUUUUAUAUUUUUCAUACCACUUCUCCACUGUUAACCACUAGCUCUGUAAUUCGGGCUCAGAGAAUGCUCGUGUUGCAGGUUAGUACAAAGGUUCUUUAUCAAAAGUACAACUUUGAGAAUUAACUCAUCUUAACCACAAGAAAUGAAUACAAAAAAAAAACCCAAACAAUUGCUACAACAAGCUGAUAUUCUAAGUUUCAGGUGAACAUGGCUAACUAGGUGUUUCAGUUUCUGAAUAUCAAGUCACCUGAUAGUGUUAUUACAAUUUUUCAUGACACUCUGUGCAUGCAGCUAGUUUGUGUUAUAAGCUAUGUGUGUCAUUUUAGGAUCAUGAUUACUGUAGAUAGUCUUGUCCAAUAUGUUGGUUGAAGUAUCAAUCGAGAGUCGGUCCAUACUCUGUGGUCGACAGAUAGUCAAUACUUGACUGUCGAGAGUUGGUUGACAGUCAGUCCAUACUUGAUCCAUAGUUGGUCUCUGUUGUGUCGACAACCAAACAAUAAUCGGUUGAUAUAGCGACCACAUAUGGGCCGAGUGUCGGUCAAUAUUUCGUAGAUGCAUCUCGACCGAGUAUCGGUUAUAUCUCAAUGGAAUAUUAGCGAUAUAUUAGUCAACUAUCAAUGUUAUAUCAGUCGACUGGUAAGUUGAAUAUCAGUCAUGUGAUAGGUAUCAAUCAAGUGUGUUAAUGUAGUAGAUAUAUAUCAAAUAUAGUCUGCAGUCUGCGUUUUAAGGUGACCAGUUUUAACCAAUGGUAACCUUUUCUACAAUUCCCUGGCUAAGUUUGCUUGUGAUCCAUAAAUGUCCCAGUUUAGUUAAUUUCUGUAAAGGUAUAUUUAAGGUUCACAGACAGGAGCAUGUAGAGAAUGCUUUUUGAUAGACAAUCACUUAAGUAGAGGACUUCAGUAGGGGUGGUGUUCAUAGAAGUUUCCCAGAGGAUAUAAGUGUAGUAGAAAACAUGGAGGAAUUUUUUUGUUCGUGUUAUCAUUUCUAAGCCCUUUAUCAGUAUAAUGUGCAAUAUUUUUGUAAGCAUUUAGUCAUAAUCACUCUGGGACUCGAAAGAGUUUUUAGGGCUACUUCAAAAUUAGUAAAAAAGUAGUUGAUAGGUAGUUAGGGGAAUAAGUCUAAUAAAAGACUCGAGGACGUGGA
This is a messenger RNA of Stylophora pistillata, 6260 nucleotides long. RefSeq lists its product as uncharacterized. NCBI's taxonomy places the organism in Eukaryota, Metazoa, Cnidaria, Anthozoa, Scleractinia, Pocilloporidae. Gene Ontology annotation, biological process: G protein-coupled receptor signaling pathway; cell surface receptor signaling pathway. The record is from RefSeq and is a predicted model, not a curated record. Gene Ontology annotation, molecular function: G protein-coupled receptor activity. Gene Ontology annotation, cellular component: plasma membrane.